AUGCACCUUGUUGUUUGCAAACAUGACGGCAACCGCAAAGGAACUGGCCGGUUUGGCCACUUGACCAACGGCACCUAUGAGACGUUUGUGCGGAACUUUGUAACCCAGCUUAAGAAGAAGCAUGCUGAGUUAAUGGCAGAGCACAAGGAAAUAGAAAAGACACUCGGGCACAUCGAGGACAUCUUGGUGGCCUCUGCCAAGCUGAAGAAAGACUUUCAACAUGAAACGGUGGUUCUUGAAGAGCGUAAACAAGGGGCGAUGCAGAUCCUCAUUCAGAUCGGACAAGACAAGGCGGUGGCCGAGCAACAGGUUCAUGCGCUCCAUCAGCAGAUGAAGAAGAUCAGGAAACUUCAGAAGCUUCUGCCAGAGUAUCAGCUGGCUCAUGAUAGAGCGGUGUACAAGUGUUCGGCCAUUGUCUUGAACAUUAAGAAGCUUGUAGGAGAGAUUGAUACUGACGCCUUGGGAGAGCUGCGUGCCAUGCAGAAGCCAGAUGUUGAUACAGAAGUCCUGAUGGCCUCAAUAAUCACAGUCCUGAAAUCCCCCUCUGCUGACUUGACCUGGUCAAAGGGAGCUAAGAGACAGCUGGCAAACCUGGAAAGAUUCCUGGAAGAGCUCAGUACUUUUAAUGAAAUACAAGUCAGGCCUUUACACAGUAAGGUGGAAGAGAUGACAGCUGGUUUAGAGCAAGCCGUUCAGAAGAUGAACACCCUACAGGCAAAAAAUAGUACACUUCUGAGACGUCUGGAUGAGCUGGAAAAGGGGUUUGAAGAAGCCUCCAUUGACAAAACUGACCAAGAGAGAAAGACAUCAGAGACUAUGAGCCAGCUGGAGUACCUUUCUUCACUAGCAGAGAUACUGCAGAUGGAGCACAACAAGUACUCUGUGGUUUCCAGCUCCCUCCCAGAGUGUGUGGAGUGGCCGCUGUGUCUGAAGGAGAGGGGUCUACUGUUCCUGAUUGACUCUGUUGAUCCUAUUCAAGGGAGAGUAACUGAUUUCUCCAUAGAAUUCUUCAAGGGAGACAGCGAGGAAACAAAGGAAACAGAUGUGAUAGCUGAUUGCAACCAAGAUCAGGAAGAUCAAAACCAGCAAGGAGUUAAACAAGAAGAUCCUGCAGUCACUCAGCCUGAAGUAGACGUAUGUAGCGACUAUGGGUCCUUUCCACAAGACCUCCCUGCUCCUGUCAUUACUGAGGAGCAUUACCCAGACUUCAUCAAAGCCUUGCUGAAGCUUAUAGUAGGACACAAGCAGGUCCAGGAGUGGAUAGCCAAAGAUUGGACGCUCCAUCAGAUGCAAAAUGCUGCUGUCCUGUUCACAUCCUGGCAGAAACCUCCUUUACUGAUUGACUCCAGUGAUGAAACAGAGAAGUGGCUCAAAGAGCUCCACAGCGCAUCUACUGUCAGUGUCAAACUUGGCGAGAGGCCAGAAAGCAGCGUUUUAUUAAACAUUGAGAAGGCAUUGCAGUCAGGAAGCAGUUUGCUCCUAUAUAACUACACCAUCAAGUGGGACGACCUCGUUCGACCACUGAUUGAGCACUGCAAUACAGCUACUGAGCAUAAUCUUCAACUGGGUUCUUCUAAUAUCAUCUGCUUGGAAGGCCACAGAUUGCUGUGCUCAGAUCAGUUUAGACUGUACAUCGCUACGUCCCGGUUCAGGACUGACAUAAACUGUGGAACAACCCUCAUAAACUACAGAGAGGGAGAAGAUACUCUGAGAGAUGUGUUAUUGCACAGGAUGUUUAGCAACACCCAAACCAAUCUUCAAGGUCAACUAAAGAAAGUAGCAAGGACCAUUCUGGACGCCCAGGACUCCCUGAGGCAGCUGGAGAUCAGGUUUAGAGAGUGUAUUAAUUCUUCACCCCAAAACUCUGAUGGAAUAGCAGACAUCUUCAAUGCUAAGAAUCAACUCUCUGAAAGACUACAGGAGUCUCAAUCGCUGUACAGCAGCCUUUCUCAGCUAAGGGACAAGUUGCUUCCUGUAGCCCACCGUGGUGCGCUCCUGUAUUCUAUCCUCCAGGCUCUCAGAGUCCUGGCUAGAGAAUAUCAGUUCCCUCUCAGCUAUUUUCUCUGCCUUUUUGACAAAGCUAUUGGGAACAGUGCUCUAGAAGAAGAUAGCCUCCAGGUUGAAGAUGCUCAGCAUCCUCAAGACAGAACUGGAUUGGAUCUUGAAACUGAAGAGGAAGGAAUCAAGGCCAGACAACAUCGAAAUCCUCUUCAUGGAAAAGGGUGUCUUUCCCACUUUGCUGGUCCCUUGAUAUCACAACCAAGAAUAUACAGAACAGAACUGUACCACCAACGAUAUGAAGAUAUAAGUUAUCUUCUGUGCAACAAACUUCAAUCUAACUUGGUGGAUAGUAGGAUUGAUGCCUCUCUAACAGACCCAGAGCCCCCAGCAGAAUCACUGUCUACACAGUUUGAAUCCAUGGAGGUAAUCCGCAGCCCUCAGGAACCUGCGAUUCUCAGUCCCGGAACCAAGGAGCACAGCCUCUCAGCCAAUCAAAUCAGCCAGCUGGUGGAUCAACUGACUGAAACGGUUUACCAAGCAAUAAAUCAGAGUCUGUAUCCCGAACACAGCCUGGUGUUCUCUGCUAUGCUCACUUUAUAUAUCCAGCUGCAGAGUGGAGGUUCACUCAGUGAGGAAGAACUGGCCCUCCUCUUUCAAGGCUUCCAAGGCUGUGGCAGUGUUGCUCUGACACUGAAUGACUUUGGCUCUGAUGCUGACCCCCCAGCCUGGCUUCCCCCAGAGAGAUGGGAGGGCUUGCUGGGCCUGUCUGUUUUACCUGGUCCUCUGGACAGUGUUUGUGUGCAGGCAGCGGAGAGUUCCACUGAGUGGGAGACAUGGUACAAUUCAGACCACCCGGAACUGGAAACACUACCAUUGGCAGCACAGGGAUUUACAGUGGAGAAUGUUGACGAUGCCCCUGGGAGUUCUGGAAUCCCGGGCUUGGCCUCAGAGUUUCAGAAGCUCCUCGUCCUCCGCACUCUCCGUCCUGACCGCCUGACAGGCGCUCUGUCCCUCUACAUCAAGAGGCAGAAGAACAGCAGUGUGCAGGCUAGACCAUAUCCAACAGUUAGUGAUAUUGCAGAUCUUGCAGUAGACUCUCUUGGGAUUCUUGUUCUCCUUCCAUCAGGAUUAUCACAUGCUAAAGGUCCCUCUAAUGUGUGUUUAGCGAGGAGUGUCCAGCAUGCAACUGUCAUAUGCAUCGCUGCCAAGGAAAGAAGCAUCCCUGUAUCUGUAGCAACUAUAAAAGAAGAUUUUCAAGGUUACAUCGAAACAGCCUUGGAUGACAUGGUGGAACAGGAUGGCUGGCUGAUCCUUGAGAAUCUGCAUUUAGCAUCCUCAGACUUUAUAUGCAGCCUCUAUGAGAAGCUGAUUCGAGGCAGGAAAAAGCAGAACAACAAGAGGCAGUUUCGUGUGUGGCUUACUUCAGAGCUUGAAGCCCCAUUUCCACACCAGUUCAUUUCAGAGCUCCACAAAGUAUCAUGGCACAUCUUAAACUUUGGACAAGUAUCAAAAAAGACAGAAGCAACAGAUCUGCUUACACAUGGACCUCAGAGAGGGUUGAUACCCAUGGCAAUUGUGUCAGCUCUGAACCACAUCAGAAAUGAACCCUGUGGUGAAGCGCAUUCCCUCCCGAUGAUAGUUCGCUGCCUCUGCUUUGGUGUGUGUGUUCUGCACGGGAUGAUGGAGGCAUUGCAGUUUCUGCCUGUCUCCGGGCUGAAUCAGGUGUACCCUGUGAGUUACACACAGCUUCAUCAGGCUAUUGAUGUUAUCAUUUCCAGUGGUCAGCAUUUGCAAAGUUCCAGUGAAAGUUCAGUUCAAAUCCUCACUAAGAAAAUAGCCACAAUCUACACUAACCUUGUCACAAACCCUGAGGAUUCCAUCUAUGUUCAGUCACUGGCUACUGAAAUAUUACCCCAGUGUCUUCAACCAAAAGGAGAAAUUUCAGUUGGCGAGUUUACUGUCCCUGUCCCACCAGACACCGUCGAUCCUGCUGAGUUCUCCUUCUGGCUUUGCGACAGGCUGCCUGAGUGUUCAAAUUGCACUGGGCUGGCUCUGCACAACAGCACUGAAAAGACAUGCCAUCAAUCAAGUUCUGUUGAGCUGCUCCGCUCUUUAUCUGAGGUCUACAAAGCUCUGCAGUGUGGUCUUCCACCAGCAGACCAGGAAGACUCCAUCAUUCCCACAGGACUGUCAGCCUCUCGCCUCGCUGCAGGUCUCAUAUCUGAACAACUCCCCUUAGAGCUUUCACAGCCAGAUGCUAGCAGCCCAUUCGAACCAUUCCCUUCAGUGCCCAGCACGACCAAAGAGGAGGACACUGAAGAAUCUGAGGCUGUAAGACAUGCCCUGCUGCAGGAAUGCUCUUGGCUGAACCGUUCCCUCUGUCAUAUCCGGCAGCAGGUCAGCGGGCUGGAGAAGUCCUUGCUGACGGACACCUUGGCUCUGCCAGAUCAUCUGGCAGAGGUCGCAGAAUCCUUAAAGAAGGAUGAGGUGCCGGGAUCAUGGCUUCACCCUUACUGUCGGCCAAGCACCCACACGCUUUCAACUUGGAUACAAGAUUUAAAGAAGAGGCACAGCCAGUUAAAACAGUGGGUCGAGGAAGGAAUGGUUCACCAUGGAGAGAAAACAGCAGGAAACAGAAUACAAUCAGUGUGGCUGGGGGGGCUGCUCAAUCCUGAGGGCUUGAUUAUGGCACUGCAGCACGCAUAUGCAGCAGCAAAUGGAUGCUUACUUGACGAGAUUGCUCUGAGCUGUCACAUCUCUAAGAGCCCCGAACACACAGCCCAGCCUGAAUCCCAGCAAUGUCAGCUGAUCCUAGAAGGCCUAGAUGUGUUUGUUCCACUCCCUUAUGUCACUGUGAAGCCAGUCCUGCGAACAGCUGAGAUGAGUGAAGACAGAGCUAAGCUCUUUGAGUGUCCUGUGUAUAGGAACACCACCAGACAGCCACUGAAGGGGGUCUCUGACGCAACAGGCAAAGGAAGCCAGCUGGAAUUGUUCAGAGAUAAAGCAAUAACUCUGGGUCAAAAGCCACCGUCUGUGCAAUCUGUAGACCCAAACACAGAGGAUUAUCCCGUCCCGAGGGAUUUCGAGGAAGAGGAAGAGGAAGAGGAAGAGACAGGGGAAGAGGAGUCAAGGACGUUUUCUGACGGGGGGAAUAAGAAUUUAGUAGCUGAAGACGAGCCACAGCCCAGGGAAGAGGAUUUAGAUUCAAGCUCUGAGGAAGACAUGGGUGAGGAGCCGAAGCAAGAGAUGGGUGGUUACCAGGGCAACAGAGAAGAAGCAGAUGAAAAAACUAAUAAUGAGGAGGAUGAUGCAGUGGAGAAACUGGAAUCUGAUUUACAGGCUCCUGUAGAGGGGAGAGGAGGGAACAAAGCUCCUAGCGAAAAUGAUAGAGAUAAUGAAUUCAAGUUUUACUGA
This is a messenger RNA of Acipenser ruthenus (sterlet), 5415 nucleotides long. RefSeq lists its product as uncharacterized. The record is from RefSeq and is a predicted model, not a curated record. Gene Ontology annotation, biological process: microtubule-based movement. Bases 1 to 5415 code for a protein of 1804 amino acids. The transcript is spliced from 33 exons. Gene Ontology annotation, cellular component: dynein complex. NCBI's taxonomy places the organism in Eukaryota, Metazoa, Chordata, Actinopteri, Acipenseriformes, Acipenseridae. Gene Ontology annotation, molecular function: dynein light intermediate chain binding; dynein intermediate chain binding; minus-end-directed microtubule motor activity.